Messenger RNA from Trichoderma citrinoviride, 1518 nucleotides. Its product is annotated as phospholipase. The coding region runs from base 46 to 1494 and encodes 482 amino acids. Gene Ontology annotation, molecular function: phosphoric diester hydrolase activity. Gene Ontology annotation, biological process: lipid metabolic process. The record is from RefSeq and is a predicted model, not a curated record. The transcript has 2 exons. NCBI's taxonomy places the organism in Eukaryota, Fungi, Ascomycota, Sordariomycetes, Hypocreales, Hypocreaceae.
CUCGCUCACUCACUCACUCACUCACCCCCUCCCUAGUCUCACACUAUGGCCGACCUCACCAUCCGCAACCUCACCAUCACGCCCCUGGAGCUCCUCUCCGUCCAGCGCUUCCAGGGCGAAAAGGUGCGCACCGGCAACGUCGUGGCCAACGUCACCGGCGCCAUCGCGGGCUUCAUCAACGCCACCGACUUCUCCGCCCACCGCCUCCUGCCGCGCGGCGACUCGCACGACGCCCGCGACGUCUCCGUCCACCUCGACCCCUUCCGCGCCGUCCGCACCGCCAUCCGCGGCCCCGACCCGGCCGGCCGCGAGAUCCUCCGGCUGACCUUUCGGGCCGGCGACCGCCGCUAUGAGACGGACGUGCCCAGCCCCUCGCGCAAGUCCGCCGUCAUGAAGCGCAUCGAUCACGACGACGACGACAACGAUGACGACCUGGACCUCACCGUCGUCUACGUCCCCACCGGCGCCUUUCUCGCCAUCUUCUCCUCCGCCAAGCUCCACGCCUGGAUGCGGCAGCUCGACGACGCCUGGCCCCUCCCCUUACUCUCCAUCCCCGGCACCCACAACUCGCCGACCUGCCACACGGCCCUGCCCUCGGUCCGGUGCCAGUCCGUCGGCGUCCCCGAGCAGCUGCGCAACGGCGUGCGCUUCCUCGACGUCCGCGUCUCCGUCAGCCCGGACACCGACGCCCUGCCCCUCGUCCACUCCGUCUUCCCCGUCGCCCUCGCCGGCAUAAAGUACUUUGCCGACCUCGUCGCCGACGUCUACCGCUUCCUCGACGCCAACUCCAGCGAGACCGUCCUCAUGAGCAUCAAGCGCGAGGGCGCCGGCCGCGGCACCGACCAGCACCUCAGCCGCCACCUGAAAGCAGGCUACGUCGACCGCCGGCCCGACCGCUGGUGGACCGAGCCGCGGGUGCCCUCGCUCGGCCAGGCCAGGGGCCGCAUCGUCGUCGUGCGCCGCUUCGGCCUCGACGACGAGCUUCUCGCCCGCGACGGCGGCUGGGGCAUCGACGGGCCCGACAACUGCGAGGACGGCACCUGCGACGGCGGGCACAUCCGUGUCCAGGACUUUUACGACGUCACCGAGAGCCAGAACAUUGAGCGCAAGAUUGACUACAGCCGCGGCCAGCUGGAGCGCGCCGCCGAGCGCGAGUUCCGCCUUCACCAACACCACGAUCACGAUCACGAUCACGGCGGCGGCGGCGGCGGCGGCCCGGACGCCGCGCCGACGCUGCCCAUCUUUCUCAACUUUCUGAGCGGGAGCAACUUCUUCAACGCCACGUGCUGGCCCGAGAGGAUCGCCGCCAAGGUGAAUCCCGCCAUUGUCGAGUACCUGUGCAUCCGCCACGGCGAGGACGGCAAGGGGCCUAAGCAGCUCAAGGUCGGCGCGGGGAGCACCGGCAUUGUCGUCACGGACUGGGUGGGUGCGAAUGGCGACUGGGAUCUGAUUCGGUGCAUUGUGGGCUGGAAUGCGAGGUUACAGCUGCCUUGAUAUUGAUUCAUGUGAUGUUGCAAG